AUGAAAAUGGGAGAUCGAUUGAGUUAAGCGAUUGAUUUAGAAUGGAUUCUUAAAUCACUCUUGAUGGUUAAUAUAAAAAUGGUUAGAAAGUUGGGAAAUUUUAUUGGAAAAACAGGAAAAUAUUUAAAUAAUGUAAGAUAAAAAUAUUAAAUAUUAUCUCUAAAUUUAAAAGUGGAGGUGGAUGGUAUGAUGAUGGAGGAGAUGAAAUCAAAAUUAAUAAAUGGGAUGAGUUUAGUGAAAAGUUUAAAGAUGAAUCUAGUAACUUAUAAAGGUGAAUAUCGUGAUGGUAAAAAAUUUUGUAAUUGGGAUGUUUGUAGGAUUAUAUGA
Molecule: messenger RNA, 327 nt
Organism: Paramecium pentaurelia
Lineage: Eukaryota; Ciliophora; Oligohymenophorea; Peniculida; Parameciidae
Source: the annotation of a GenBank genome assembly